AUGCCUCGCGGCAGCAAGAGAAACGACAAUCGUGGGGCCUACAACGACGACUACGGAAACUCUGCCACUUGGGAGUAUUGGCGGGGUGGCUGGUCGCCACGCUCUGCAGCCCAGGCUCCGUGGAAGCCCCGUGGCCAGGGGGAUCGUCUUUUUCCAGCCUUCGACGAAGUUGCAGUUCCGGCGGGCGGGAAGGCGCCGGAGAAGCCAGCGGAAGUCAUUCAUAUUGGCGACUGUGGAGACGAUCAACUGGUGAGCGCCGUGCAGGCCGCGCUCAACGCUGCGCGGAAGGCCGAGCAACGUGUCGCCAAGCUCAAGGCCCAGGGGGCCACGGUCACGACCAAGUGGGAGCACUACGAGGCGAAGCUCAAGGAGACCUACCAGAAGGAGCACGACCGAUACCAGGCCGCCAGGGAGCGCUUACAGAGGGAGCUCCACGACGCGGAGGCCCUACAGUUCCAAGCACGGCAGGUUGUGCGACAGGCCAUGGCCAACAAGGCGUCUGGGAGUGCCGAUGUCCCUAUGCUCACCCGGCCCACAGCGGAUCAGGUUUUUGCAGGAUGGCUAGCGGAGGAGGACAAUCAGCUGCAUGCAGUGUUGAACCGAGCUCUUGGGGUGCCCCAUGGGGGCACACCUAUGCGAGGGAGGACUGGCACGCCCCUCACGCCGCCAGGCCACUUGCUGCCGCCGGCAGGCUCGGGUGCGGCACCUCCGUACGACCCUUACAUGCAAGCAGGCGAGCCCCAUCUACCCAGCAAUCCCGGGCCCAGUGCGCCGUUUCCCACACCGGGGCCGGCUGGCGAGCCGGGUGCCCCGCCUCCGGGUUUGGGGCCUAUGGACACUGGAGCUCAUGGUGUGGCGUCUCCGGGCGGAGUGGUGGACCAUGCUUAUGGCCCCAGUCCCAACCAGGAGCGUGCAAUACGACGCAGGGCCCUGGAGCCCUUUGGCAUCCCGACUACCCGCCCGGAACAUGUCCCUGCAGGUGGGGUUCUACCUGCUCCCGUCAACUUCCUUGCCGACGACGAGGACGAAGCUGGUACAGGCACUUGA
Molecule: messenger RNA, 1047 nt
Organism: Symbiodinium sp. CCMP2592
Lineage: Eukaryota; Dinophyceae; Suessiales; Symbiodiniaceae
Source: the annotation of a GenBank genome assembly